GAGCCUGAGAUUGAUCCAUACGCAUGAAGUCCAGUGCAUACGUACACUUGAUGUCAUUUUCAAGCACGUACGUACCAACUACCAACACACCUGGCUACGCGACUCUCAACCCCCGUUGCUACCCACCCGCCCAUUCACCCAAUCACCGUGGCUGCAUGCAUUCGCGGCCGACAGUAUCUGUCCAUGCCCACUGAGACGAUACAUGCUCCUCCUCCCACUCAGACCAUCCGAGAGGCAGCCGAAUGCAAACUACGUCAUGGCUGGCUACUUGAGGCGAAAGAGAAUGCUACUUUUGGCGCGUUCUUCCUGACGCCGCUUGCUUCUGGCUGAGGAUAUCACAUCCCGCCUGCCUUGCCUGGAUUUGCUUCCUUGAAGCGCUCUGCUUGCUUUGGUUACUUCCAUUUGUGUGUGUCUUCCCUCGAUUUGAAGCCCGUCGAGGCUCACGGCCUGGCGCGGAGAAUCUUCCUAUGCCGAUCCCCUCGUUGAGCUUGCGCAGAAGCUGUGCGACGGACUGCACGUCAUCUGACACACAUCACACAAAAGACAGCACCCCUGCGUACACGAGACAGCACCCACGUACCCAAUUGCAAUGUCAGCUCGACGUGCUGCUUGUCCGAGGCCUCUCCUGGUCUCUCACACGCACUGCUGCCGUCGACCGUCCUCUCGUCACCCUCCUGCCCAUGCGUCGUCUUGUCUUGCUGUCCAGACGGCCCCAGCACGAACAGGGAGGGGAGAGAGGGGGAGGGCGCACGGUGAGCACGAGACAAUGGUGACUUGUCUGCUGAGGCACGUCUGGGCUUGGUCGAGGUGGCCGAUUCGUUCAACCUGCGGACGCUGUCUGUGGACUUGCUGAGGUCACGGCUCUUCUGUGUGGGGCGCAAACCAGAGAGCGAGAUGGGCAUUGCGCGUCUGUGUCCUUCUUACCCUGUCUCCGCCUUUGGUGGACGCCCUACGAUAGUAGUAGCGGCCGUUGCGUGGCUGGUCGUGUCUCUUGUUGUUGCUGUGUGUCUCCGUAGUGUCGCUCGACCGCAAGCUUUUGAGGAAGGACUCGUGUUGCUGCAAUUCCCCCACCCAUCCAUCCAUCCACCCAUAUCAACGAGACAAUGUCCGUUCCUCCUUGCCUUCUCCCUGGCUGUGUUCCUGUGUGUGUGGGUCACUCAUUUCGUUACCUUGAUUGGCGUGUCAAGACGCUUUUCAUCCCGGCUUCUCUCGCGUUCAAAACCUGCGGAUACACAGACAUGCGCCACACAGGACAGGCACUCGCGCGCACGGUCAGUCACACUCAGUCCCUCACUUACGCCGCUGCAGCUCUUCUUUGACGGUGGGAGUGGAACUGCAUGGACAUCCACAUCCACACAAAGGCUGCCCGCUUGCAUGCUGAGCGCACUCGUGUGUUCAGUCACUCACGCGGUCAUCUUCUGCACCGUCUCCGGACGCACCGAACUCAGGAACUGAAAUCAGAAUAGCGAUGUCUCUGGUGGUGUGUGUGACUGGCAGACUCAUUGACAGGCUGACCGACGAGGUAUACUGCGAGUUUAGCCUCUUGACGACCCGCGUCACCUCGGGCGCCGACCGGCGGGGAGCGGCCGAGGGCGUCAGCGAACGCAGCGACUGCACAGCACACGACGUGAGCAGGAAGGAAUACGGCUCCUGCGUACGGAUGAGUGCCCUGACCUCUGAGUGUGACAGCAUGGACCGCGUAGGUGUCCUUGGUAGGGGCUGCAUGUACACCUGUACACACAUACAGACAUAUACACACAUGAGCUCACAUAGCCAGCGAUUGACGCACGCACUGCUUCGCUCACCGACCGGUGUGUGUCGGUAAUCGGUCGGCUCUUGCCGCAGGCUGUGCGCGGGAGACGAGGCGCGCCGCCUCUCGUGCUGCUGAUAUGCCGUCAUCUGAACACACAGGCAGACACAAAAGCAUAUCUGAACUCGUGUGUGAACGUCCGUGAUGGACUUGUACGUGCUCGAAUGCAUAGGACGUGUCGCGUAGCCCGCUCUCCCACACGCCCUUCGGACCCCGAAGAAUAAGGACAAUGAUUGCAGCUGGGCACAGGUCUAUUCCGUCACCUUGUUGGUGCCCUUGUAUUCAUCCCCUUGCGACAAAUACAUACUCUUUCUCUCUGCAUAUCAGACAGCAAUCUGCAUCCUUGGACCAAUCCCUGCGCAAAUGUCUCACCGAUCAGCCGAGGCGCGACCCCUUGACCCAAUUCAGCACCAAACUGACACGAGAGACACACACCCGUCACGGCGACAUAUUCAUGUCCUGUGUGGCCGCCUGUACCCGCUCUGCAGGCAGCCUCACACUCAAGCGGUCCCACUGCACCCAAACAGGAGUACACACGGCCUCUCACAAUGGUGCCAACCACAAUGUGAUGACGUGUCUCUCGUGUAAGUAUUCCUGAAGGUUGAUUCUGUCGCCGGCUCCGACGGGCAUCGUCAGCAUGUGCGCGGGCAGGGCGGGUGGCGUGCUGCUCCGCUUCCCGGCCAGACGUAACGGCCCCGACAGUGCAAGCGAGGGGCGAGACGCCCUCUUGCCAAUGCCAGCCGCCGUGUGGAAUGGGAGCCUGGAUGUGAGACAUAGUUGGAACCGUGUGGCUGGCUUUCAAUGUGCUUCAGCCUCACCCAACAAGAGAGGAUGAGCAGUAGGCCUCGGUUGGCGGGAUGCGCACAGUCGCAGAGACAAAACCUACCGUCUGGCGUGUGGCGGCGUGUAAGAUGGCCCAUCUCCCUCUCAUGCGGCACGACGAGCUGUCCAUAUCCCUGCACAUUCACGGGAAUGUGAGAGCGGAGAGCCCGUAAUAUCUUUUUGUCUGGACGAUGAGGUCUUGAGUACGUCAAAACAGUGCUCACUUGAGAGAUAUGUGUGCCUCGCCGUAGAGGUACACGCUUGGCAUGUUGGGCGCCUGUGCCUGGCCGGGGAAGAAGUGCCCGUACACAGAUACCACCAACAUCUUCACACACAACACGCAAAGACGAUCCAUCCAUUCGCACUUGUGUUGUCUUCUUGCAUGUAGCGCAUUGAUGUAGCGUCGCGUUUCACCGUGGUGGAUUCCUGCUUAUGCAAGGUGAUCUGGUGCUGGUACAGGGAGCAGGUGCUCUGCAAAGGACAGCACGCCUCAUCGGACCACGCCCAAGGACGAAUUGGUUUGCUGAUCGAACCUCUGCAUUGACUAGCGGCGUCUGGGUUCCAGCAACCUCUACGCACAGAACAGGCAGCUCACAGCACCAGAAAGAGCACAAUGUAGGCUGCCCUGCCGGCCUGGCUGCCUCCCUGUGUGUGUGCGGGUCACCUUCUGUGUUAGGAAAUUGUGCAUUGCAGCUGUACAUGCAGAAACCGUGGUCCCCCAAGUGUGAUCCCCGCAUCCCCUCCAGCCUCUCCAGUGUCAGCCACACCACCGCUGGACACCCACCCUCAGUGGCCGUCUUGUCUGUCCCCCCUUGGCUGUGGUGCGAUGUCUCCACCAUCGCAUGAGCACUAGAACUCCCUUUGCGCCUCUUGCCCUUCUUCACUUUUGCACCUCGCAACGCCGCCCCCUUUGUCUGUGUGGGCAGGGAAGCCGAGGCGUUGUCGUGAUAUGGCUGUGCAAUGAAGGGAGGAGCCAUGGGGUAUGCGGGCCAGGCGAGUGGGACAGUGGCCGGGGUGAAAGGCGGCACUGCCCUGAGAGAGAAAGAUAGAGCGAGACAUGUGAGUCAAACGUUCGUGCGAUGCUCGCAAUCCGUGGACCGCAGUGGAGGUGAAGGCGGCUUGACGAAGGGCGUGAAGGGGGGAGACGGGUAUGCGGCUGGCAAAUGG
Vitrella brassicaformis is the source of this 3799-nucleotide messenger RNA. The record is from the annotation of a GenBank genome assembly. NCBI's taxonomy places the organism in Eukaryota, Vitrellaceae.